AUGGCUAGCCCGCCGGGCUGCACUUCUAAAGCCCGCUCAUGCUGGAAGGAGCAAAAUGCCGUCGGGUUUACUGGCAGUUCUGCACCAAGGUGCUUUAAGACAGUGGAAUGGAACGUUCAUGUUUCAGCUGCAGCCCGCAGGUGGCAGGCCAGCUACUCGCGCAUGCGCAGCUCUAUUCAGCGCAUGUGCUGCCCCUAUGAAUUCUGUGCUAGGGCUCCUCCCUUCCUGGCUGCAACUGACGGCAGCGGAGCGUGGAACCACUGCGCAUUUCUGGGCUUCACUCUGAGAUUUCCUUUUCGCCUGCUUGGUCAGGCUGAGAAGCAAACUUUCAAGCUGAACCCACUCCCAUCGCCAUUG
Messenger RNA from Podarcis lilfordi (Lilford's wall lizard), 357 nucleotides. The record is from the annotation of a GenBank genome assembly. NCBI's taxonomy places the organism in Eukaryota, Metazoa, Chordata, Lepidosauria, Squamata, Lacertidae.